Molecule: messenger RNA, 1316 nt
Organism: Boeremia exigua
Lineage: Eukaryota; Fungi; Ascomycota; Dothideomycetes; Pleosporales; Didymellaceae
Product: cytidine deaminase-like protein
Exons: 3
Coding region: 68-1192 (374 amino acids)
Molecular function (GO): hydrolase activity; zinc ion binding
Source: RefSeq, a predicted model, not a curated record
GCUCAAUUCACCGUCUUGAGGCGUGUUAACGAAUUACCAUAGUGAUAUAACGUGUUUCUUUGCCAUUAUGCUUAUUGGACUGUGUGGAGGAAUCUGCGCCGGGAAGUCAUCGAUAGCUUCAUACCUCAUUGAGGAGCAUGGCUUCAAGCGUCUUCGUCUAGCCCGCACCGCUGCCACGCCCGCCGUCGAGAAGUCAGCGUCUGACGCCCACGUGCCAUCGCCCUCCGCCUCUACCUACGUCGAGCACACCUUCACCGAUGUCGAUGCGUUGCUUGACUUUGUCACUCUGCGGUGGAGAGAGCGAUGGGUGACAACGGACAUCUGGGACGACAGGGUGGUCGACGCCCUGCUUCGACGCCCUUUCUUCCUCCUAAUCAGCGUCGACGCCCCAGUCAGCGUGCGAUGGCAGCGCUUCAAGAAUCGCUGCGCCGCCAACAACCUCACACCGCCUACACUGGAAGACUUUGUCUUGCGCAAUGACGCCCAUCUGUUCGCCCAGCGUACCGGCCUCAGUGCUCUCUUCCAACGGGCGCAGCUCAAGUUGCUAAACUCGACUACUUCCAUCGCCUCGCUUCGCAAUGCUAUUCGCUCGCUCAAUCUCACAGAUGAGGCACGGCUGAGACCUAGCUGGGACCAGUACUUUAUGCAGCUUGCAGACCUGGCGGCACUACGCAGCAACUGCAUGAAACGAAGAGUCGGCUGCGUUGUCGUAAGAGAGAAGAGAGUGAUCAGCACUGGGUACAAUGGCACGCCAAGAGGCAUGACGAACUGCAAUGAGGGUGGCUGCCCGCGAUGUAACAACGCAGCAAGAGGCGGCGUAGGUCUUUCAACAUGCCUAUGUCUGCACGCCGAGGAGAACGCGCUGCUUGAGGCUGGACGAGAUCGUAUCGGCGAGACGGCCAUCCUAUACUGCAACACCUGCCCUUGCUUAACGUGCAGUGUGAAGAUCACCCAAGUUGGCAUCAGCGAAGUCGUCUACAACCAAGGCUACCUCGUGGACGACCAGACGGCUCGCAUCUUCGCUGAGAGCGGUGUGCGGCUGCGACAAUUCUCUCCGCCAGCCGAUGGCCUGGUUGAUCUUUCUCUUGACGCUGCGCCCUCGGAGCAAUACCUUGAUGAGCUUGCUCAAAUCCAGGAUCAGGGUGAUAUCCGCGAAGUUUUGGACAGUGAGUACUUCGUAAGGCCGCUGUGAUAGUCAGAUGCAAUGUAGGUGUUUAGCAGUCGCCAACAUAUGCAUGGGUUUCACUGGUCAAGCAAUUGCAUCCUGAUCUCGAUGCGAUUCAUGUUACUUCGUUGUUGCCUCUCGUGCGCCUCAU